CGUAAAAUUUAAAACUUUUCAAACACUUUUAUUUAUCAUAAUAAUAUUUUUCAUAUCAUAAACAGUACAGAGUUUUCAAUAUUGCGGAAGCUUAACAAAUCAUAAUCACAAACAUAAUUUAUUUAUAUUCUUUCGUUCAAAACCAUCACAUCCAUUCCGACUAUCUCGCCUCCGUCUGCCUCCAGGAUCACGUCACAUCAAUCUAUUGACCUGCGUGUAGCAAAUAAAACACACUACACGCUCAGCGGUGAAGCUGAGGUAUGUUUUGGGGCGUUACAUGACUGCUGAGUUAAAAACUUGGCCUUUGGUCUGUUGGUGGGUUGUGCGGUGUGUAUGAAGUUUGCGAUGCGUAAUUGUGUGUGAGAUGUAUUUGGUUUUCAUGGUCAGGUUUGAUCCUUGCUGUAGCAGCGAAAACUUGCCGUGAAAGCCUUUUCAAUUUGGUGGGUUCCGCCUUUUUCUGCAAUGGUUUCCUUUGUUCUGUACCCUUUCGGUGGCAUCCUUACGUUCGAACUGCUGAGUUCUGUCGUGUGUCUGCUCGUGUGGGAACCAAAGGGUUGGCAUUCGAUUGACGCCAUGGCACCGCUUGUGGUACACUAUCUAUUGUCUCUUUUCCGGAAAAGUUUUGGCCCAUUGGUUGUUGUUGAGUACUCGGGUUUGGGUUCCCUGGUUCAUUAUCGGCUUCACCUUCACUUCUGUGAUUGUGUUUCCCUCUGUAUGACCGCCUAUGAUGUGUUGAGUUCACUUUCGGUUUUGGCGUGUCAAG
This is a messenger RNA of Cuscuta campestris, 763 nucleotides long. The record is from the annotation of a GenBank genome assembly. Lineage: Eukaryota; Viridiplantae; Streptophyta; Magnoliopsida; Solanales; Convolvulaceae.